AUGGUCGAGCUACCGGUGAUUUGGCUUUUCCAUCCCAUGGCAGAGAUGUUCGGCAUGUCCACCUGGCAGGUACCUUUCCCAUCGUGGCAAAUCAUGGUGCCCCAGGUUGCCUUGUUCUUCGUCUUUGAGGAUAUGUUCCAUUUCUUCGCUCACCAGGCGCUCCACUGGGGCCCGCUGUACAAGCACAUCCACAACAUCCUCCACAAAUACCCGUCGCCGUUUGGGGCUCGCGGCCGAGUGCGCGCACCCGGCUGA
Sparassis crispa is the source of this 255-nucleotide messenger RNA. RefSeq lists its product as hypothetical. The transcript is spliced from 3 exons. The record is from RefSeq and is a predicted model, not a curated record. The coding region runs from base 1 to 255 and encodes 84 amino acids. Lineage: Eukaryota; Fungi; Basidiomycota; Agaricomycetes; Polyporales; Sparassidaceae.